AUGCAUUGGAUCCUCACGGCUACCGAUUUCUUUUCCAAAUUGGUUGAAGCCAUCCCCUUGCGCCAUGCUAUAAGUAUCGCUGUUACAGCUUUUAUUCAUAAACAUAUCAUUUGUUGGUUCGACAUCCCAGCGAUCAUUCUCUCAGACAAUGGCACCCCCUUUGUCAAUUAUCGGGUUGCUCAGCUUCUUCAGCAAUAUAAUAUCACACAGCGCCGAUCUUCUGCUUACAACGGCCAAGCCGAAGCAACCAACAAAUCUCUCCUUAAAAUCCUCAAUCGCACGGUCGCUGAGCAUAAAUCUAAUUGGGUCGAUCAGCUGCCGUUAGCUCUUUGGGCCCAUCGCGCCUCCAAAAGGUGCGCCACAGGCCAAACUCCUUUUUCCCUCCUAUACGGUACCAAAGCUAUUUUCCCCAUCGAGAUUGCCAUUCCUGCUACUGCUUUGGCCGCUCGAAGCGAGGUUGACCACUUCACUCAUCUCAAGGCCUUAGAUGAACGACGGGAGUUAGCACGACAACAUCUCAAGGUUUAUCAACACACUCUGGCUAAGGCUUAUAACAAGCAUGUGCGACCUCGAACCUUCCAGGUAGGCGACCUUGUUCUCAAAGCUGCUAAACACAUUAUGCACAACACCUCUACCCCAAAGUUCACCCCAAAAUAG
This is a messenger RNA of Cornus florida, 657 nucleotides long. RefSeq lists its product as uncharacterized. Lineage: Eukaryota; Viridiplantae; Streptophyta; Magnoliopsida; Cornales; Cornaceae. The record is from RefSeq and is a predicted model, not a curated record. Gene Ontology annotation, molecular function: nucleic acid binding. The transcript has a single exon. The coding region runs from base 1 to 657 and encodes 218 amino acids. Gene Ontology annotation, biological process: DNA integration.